GACCGCCCUGCGCUCUCUGGAGACGCGCCGCCCGCGCCAGGGUGGUGCCAUGUGGGGCGGUCGCCGCUCAUCCGUCGCCUCCUCCCGGAACGCCGCUUCGCUCCUGCAGCUGCUGCUGGCCGCGCUGUUGGCGGCGGGGGCGAGGGCCAGCGGCGAGUACUGCCACGGCUGGCUGGACGCGCAGGGCGUCUGGCGCAUCGGCUUCCAGUGUCCCGAGCGCUUCGACGGCGGCGACGCCACCAUCUGCUGCGGCAGCUGCGCGUUGCGCUACUGCUGCUCCAGCGCCGAGGCGCGCCUGGACCAGGGCGGCUGCGACAACGACCGCCAGCAGGGCGCCGGCGAGCCUGGCAGGGCGGACAAAGACGGCCCCGACGGCUCGGCAGUGCCCAUCUACGUGCCGUUCCUCAUCGUUGGCUCUGUGUUUGUCGCCUUUAUCAUCUUGGGGUCCCUGGUGGCAGCCUGUUGCUGCAGAUGUCUCCGGCCUAAGCAGGAUCCCCAACAGAGCCGAGCCCCAGGGGGUAACCGCUUGAUGGAGACCAUCCCCAUGAUCCCCAGUGCCAGCACCUCCCGGGGGUCGUCCUCACGCCAGUCCAGCACAGCUGCCAGUUCCAGCUCCAGCGCUAACUCGGGGGCCCGGGCGCCGCCAACAAGGUCACAGACCAACUGUUGCUUGCCGGAAGGGACCAUGAACAAUGUGUAUGUCAACAUGCCCACGAAUUUCUCGGUGCUGAACUGUCAGCAGGCCACCCAGAUUGUGCCACAUCAAGGGCAGUAUCUGCAUCCCCCAUAUGUGGGGUACACGGUGCAGCAUGACUCUGUGCCCAUGACUGCUGUGCCACCUUUCAUGGACGGCCUGCAGCCUGGCUACAGGCAGAUUCAGUCCCCCUUCCCUCACACCAACAGUGAACAGAAGAUGUACCCAGCGGUGACUGUAUAACGCAGUCACUGGUGGGUUCCUUUACUGAAGGGAGAGGAAGGCAGGGGUGGGUUGUCAGGUGGGCGUCCGCACGUG
Molecule: messenger RNA, 1012 nt
Organism: Macaca mulatta (Rhesus monkey)
Lineage: Eukaryota; Metazoa; Chordata; Mammalia; Primates; Cercopithecidae
Gene: SHISA2
Product: shisa family member 2
Biological process (GO): negative regulation of fibroblast growth factor receptor signaling pathway; negative regulation of Wnt signaling pathway
Cellular component (GO): endoplasmic reticulum
Source: RefSeq, marked provisional